AUGGGAUCUAGCAUUUCUUCACCUGGAGCUUCUGUAGAAGAAAAUUCUCGGAAAACUAAAAAUUUCAAUCCAAGACUACAAUUGGGGCAACAUAAUCACCAAUUUGUCAUUGCAAUUCAUCCCCAUAUCUCGAGGGCUGCCAAGGCGAUCUGGGAAUUAGUUUAUAUGGAGCGAAGACGGUGGGUGACGUUGCUGAUUAUCAUGUGCUUAUUUGCUGGUUCAACUGGCAGAGGACUUGAAAUCAAGAAUAAGGUUCCCUCACCACUUUACAAUCACACACUCGCCACAAUUCUGGUGGAAUAUGCUUCUGCAGUUUACAUGUCAGAUUUAACACAACUUUUUACUUGGACCUGUUCAAGAUGUGAUGGCCUGACCACGGGUUUUGAAGUUUUAGAGCUGAUUGUUGAUGUUGAGAACUGCCUUCAGGCCUUUGUUGGGGUUGCAGAUGAUCUUGAUGCAAUUGUUAUUGCAUUCAGAGGCACUCAAGAAACCAGUAUACAGAAUUGGAUUGAGGACUUAUUCUGGAAACAGCUUGAUUUUGAAUAUCCUGGAUGCACAGAUGGGAAGGUGCAUCAUGGGUUUUUUAAUGCUUACAAUAAUACAAUUGUGAGGUCUGGAAUUCUAGAUGGUGUUAGUAGAGCAAAAGAGAUGUAUGGAGACCUCAAGAUUAUGGUGACUGGGCAUUCAAUGGGUGGGGCCAUGGCUGCUUUUUGUGGGCUUGAUCUUGCGCUGAUUUAUGGAGGGAAUAAUGUUGAGGUGAUGACAUUUGGGCAGCCACGAAUUGGGAAUGCUGCAUUUGCAUCUUAUUAUAGUGAAGUUGUACCAAAUACAUUUAGAGUGACACAUGAACAUGAUUUGGUACCACAUCUGCCCCCUUAUUAUCAGCACUUACCACAUAAGACCUAUCAUCACUUUCCAAGAGAGGUGUGGCUGUAUAAUCUUGGAUUUGGAUUUCUUAUUUAUGAAGUUGAGAAGAUAUGUGAUGGAUCUGGUGAAGACCCUGAUUGUAGCAGAUCAGUAUCUGGAAACAGUAUAUCAGAUCAUUUGUCAUACUUUGGUGUUGAAAUGGGGUGUGAUACAUCAAGCAAAUGCAGGAUAGUGAUGGCCCCUAGUCUAUCUUCUUAUGGAAAAGUAGAUGACAAAGGGAAUUUUGCCUUGUCCAGAUCUCCUCCUUCCAAGUUUAUCUCGAAAACCAAAUCACAACCACAAAUGAGCGACCAUUGAUUCAUUAGCAUUGCAUAUUAUUACCAAGCCAAUUGCUGUGCUGUGUUAUGUGUGGGUUUUUGUUGGGACAUUCAUUGUAAAUAUUUAUCUAUGUACAGUUCUUGAUAAUCUUUGAU
This is a messenger RNA of Lactuca virosa, 1340 nucleotides long. Lineage: Eukaryota; Viridiplantae; Streptophyta; Magnoliopsida; Asterales; Asteraceae. The record is from the annotation of a GenBank genome assembly.